AACACCCUGUGUCACUAGGGGGGGCCGGUGGAGCCUUGGGGGUACUUUGAUGUAAUUUAUUUGAGUAGGGGGUGGGAAAUAUUUGGAAAUGCUGUUAUAGAGAAGACAGGCUGAUGUCCAGCAUAAAGAGAGCAGACAAAGAGAUGACCAGAGACCCAGAGAAAGGAACAGCCUAUAUAGGGAUAGAUAGACAGAUAAAUCCAUUCCCAGUCCUAACUAGAUUAUAUCCUACUUGCUUUAGAAAUUGUACUAAGUAUUUAGUUCUGUCAAUAAAGCUUAUUUUAAUUACUUAGAUAUGACAUAGAGAGACAGACAGACAGAUAGUAGAGAGAUAAUAAAUAGAUAGACAGAAAGCUUUUUGAUUACAAUACCCUCAAGUCACCAUGAGCACAUUGCUCCUUUCCUGCCCUACCUCUCCUCUCUGCACCCCCAGCCCCUCCUCUACCAAUGUUGGCCCUUCUCCCCCUGGUGCCCCUUCUUUUCCUUGUCCUUCCCGAGGCUUUCUCCGCAGCCUUCGGAUCCUAUACCACAUUUUGGAAGAAGAAGGUGGUGGCCGGGUGCAUGUGCAGGAUAUUGAAGGACUUUGGGGUGGACCAAGCAUUCUCGCAGGCGUCCCACAGGCUCUUAGAGAUGCAACUGCUUCAAGUGGAGGAUACCUAAGUUUUCCUCGACUGGUGAGGGGGCUUACCCAAGCGCUGAGAGCAGGAGACCCUCAAGACACAGCUGCACCAAGGAAGAGGGGGUCUAAGGCUGUCACCCGUUCCCAGAGCAUCAACCAUGACGUUGCCUCCACCGCCGCGCGCCUCACACGCCAAGAGCAGCGCGUACGGCGCCACACACUGACAAGUGGGAUCGACUACAACACGCUACGUCGCAUGAAAGAAUUGGAGCAGGAACGAGAUGCUCUACUAGAUGGUGUCCAACUGGUGGACAGGGCCCGAGACUGGUACAGGGACCGUCUGCAGGAAUCUGAGCAGCAGAGGGAUUGGCCGUGCACCUUGGACCAGACCCCGCCGCCUCCUCUCCUCGGCUCCGCGCUGUUGGUGCAGAUCCAAGAAGUUAACAGAUUCUUGAGUGACCUCAUCUCAUCUUCUGAAAAGGGUAAUCGGAGACAGUCGCCCUACUCCACAAAGCAUCCUGACGCCAUCAGCACACUGAAGUACCAGAACCAGCUGCUGACCAGGGAACUCUCCGUGCAGAAUGAAAGGAUAUGGAAACUGCAGAGAGAGAAUGAGGCGCUGUACAGAGAGCUGGAGGAGCGCCAUGUACACAGGGCCACCUUUAUCUGACACGGGACCACCAUUGUGCCGGAUGACUGCAAGGACCUCACAGUGAGGCACCGUGUUACCCUCCGGCAAUCAGUUUUCAUAGCAGAUCGUCAUUCACAGCCUGAAUACGGACAUCUGAUCUGCUAUCCUGCUCCGUCGUCAGGUGCUGGACCCCGUGGUGCCCGCUGAUGCAUACAGGCCUGCAGAGCAUCUCUUCCUGCCUGACAUGAGCUCUGCAGAACUUGCCGCUGACAGCAGAGACUCUCCCAGCAUCACAGCUCCAAAUCAAAUGAUGUGAAUAGAAAAAUACCAGAUAUAAUAAUGACCUCUGACCGCAGAGUAUCGCACCCUGCCCGGCAGGAUGGUUUCAGUUACUCUAUGUGAUGCCCAAGAGACUGCGAUUAUUGGGCCGGGUUGCCAUGUGGCCCUCCACAGGGUUAUGUAUAGUAGAUCUAUGGUUUAUAUUAGAAAUAUUCACUGGUUUACAGCCCUGGAUGACUUGUGAUAUGUGACGGAAAUUAAGACUAAUAAAGUUAUAAGGCCCAGUAUGGCCGUUCCAUGACCAGUGUGACACCAGUCUCUUUCCAGUGAGUUUCCUGCCUUUUGUAGCCGUGUACAGCAGAAUAUAUGCGUUGACUUUUAAAGGGAGAGGUAGUCAUGGUGUCUGACUUCCAGGCCGGCACCUCCGCCGAUCAGCCUUUAAAAGAGGCUGUGACCCCUUCAUUACAAGACACAGUGCCAUACAUUCUGUAGUGGCUGUACAUGGUACUACACAUAGCUAUUCACUUGUUAGCAAGCGGCAGUACCACGCACGGCUGCUACCAAAUGUACAGUUAGGUCAUCUGUAUUGAAAUCCUACACCAUCCCUUUAAUUUGAAAGGUUAGAACUGUCCCGGCCAAUAGGGGCCAAUCUAAAAUAUGAAUGUGAAGGACCUAUGUAUAUACAUAUGUA
This is a messenger RNA of Bufo bufo (common toad), 2220 nucleotides long. It is a transcript of the gene SAPCD1, whose product is annotated as suppressor APC domain containing 1. Lineage: Eukaryota; Metazoa; Chordata; Amphibia; Anura; Bufonidae. The record is from RefSeq and is a predicted model, not a curated record. The transcript is spliced from 6 exons. The coding region runs from base 384 to 1289 and encodes 301 amino acids.